AUGGGAAUUCUCGAUUAUCCGUCAUCAUCCGGUCAGUUACUGCGCCUUCGUUUUUAGUGUAAUUUGCGGAACCGAAAAGAAAUGGCAAAGAAACGUAUUGGGAAUGAUGAAUAGAAAGUUUGAAUCGAGGCGACAUGUUAUCGCAAGCGUCGCGCGAAAAAUUGAUGUUCGGCGGACUUUGAUCGGCUGAUCUGGCGCGGUGUGCAGAGGGACCGAAACACGGGCGAAGCUUCGCAUUGACAUAAAUCAUGCGGACAGAACGUUCUCUGAUUCGAGAGGAAUGCUGUCAACGGAAAAACGAGUGAUGCGGGAGAAUCCGCCAGCUGCAGCCUUUUUUUCGCGGACCACAGCAAUACUUCGCACUCGGGGAUUCCAUGGGAUCAACUUCCGGUUUCAUUUUGCUUUUUUCAGGCAAUCAAGCCGGCCAGCCACGCAGCAGCUUCGGGAUCGAGUGGUCGAAAUGGUUCCCACCGGUAACUUCCCGCUCGUUCCUCUCGCACUAUCUGCCCGCUUCCGGAGCCGUCUCGCACACGCUCUACACCGUCCAUCUGUUCAGCCCCAACAUCAUCUCAAGGUACUUUUACUAAUAACUCGAAGGAUUCUAAUUCAUCAAAUCCAUCUCAGUCUGUUCCCGACCGGCGACCUUGCCGUCAGCAACACGAUUCUGUUCAAUGCGAACGUGGGACUCGGAUUCUACGUGUAUUUCAGAAGACAUCUGCACCGUACUAAUCCCUGGGAGCGCGUUGAAUUCAGGUUGGCGUAUGUUCUACCUAAUUUGUUUAACGUUCAAUUUUCAGUGUUUUUGCUUCAACGCUGUUCAACUUCGGAAGUCUGCUCGCCGCCGUUCUCAUCAAAGCUCUCAUGCCAGCAAAGACUCCAACAUUGCUGAAGAGCUUGACGGCAACGGCGCUCAGCGCUUACUUGCUCUCGCGUGCUUACAAAUACAUGGGACUCCUCGACACGCGAGCUUCCCGAGGCUCGGUCUCGCCAGCCAGAAGGUAAGAAUGAGUGGAAACCUUUUUGAGACAGUUUUGAAUAUGGAAAUGAUUAUUUGGUGAAGAUUCUUGCAUGAGUUUAUGCCAGUAUCUUCUGAAUGGCUUCUUCUAGCAUGACGUCGGCUCGAAAGGCCCGUUCGGUUGCUUCUACCUCGCAAUACUCUCCGGAGAUGACGUCCCCCACGUCGCCGCCGCAGUCAGUGCAGCAGCAUCACUUCGAGACUCCACCAAGGAGCAGUGAGCCUUCAUUUCUUCCAAUGACUCCAUCUGCCACUGAGAACACUGUAUCCGAUUUCGGGGAUGAUUCAGAUCCUGUUGGCUAUGGAGACAAGCAGAACUAUCGAUACUUGCAUUCCUAUGCACUCAGCAACCUGAAUCACAGUCGACCGAAAAAAGAGAGUAUUCUGAGAAGAACGACGAUGAAUCAGCCGCAGUCCCCGAAGCAGACGAUGCAGUUGACACCGAAACGAAGACCUUCAGAAUCGACGACGGCACAGUGCUUUGUAACGCCGGAACCAUCCCUGAGAGAAUUAGAAGUCGCUGUCUACACGCCUCCACCUUCAAGAAUCGAGAGCAGGCCAACGACGACAUUGAGACGAGAGAAGCGGAGGUCUGAACGAAAAAAGAAAACCGUCAAGAAGAUUCCGAACGAAAGAGAUGACCUCGAUCGAGUGCUCGACCUGAUUCAGUGGCAUGCUCCGUUGGCUUUGGUUCCAUUCGCCUUCGGCUGUUUUGUGACUGGAACCGUUCCCAUGUACAACACGAUGCUAUUCAUUUUUGCUUAA
Caenorhabditis sp. 36 PRJEB53466 is the source of this 1780-nucleotide messenger RNA. NCBI's taxonomy places the organism in Eukaryota, Metazoa, Nematoda, Chromadorea, Rhabditida, Rhabditidae. The record is from the annotation of a GenBank genome assembly.